CCCGCCGGCGCCCCAUUCCACACGUGCAGCGUGUCUGGAAAUAGCGAUAACAAACCAAGAUGGAGAGAGAAUCACAAACAGUAAGUGAGCAGUUCUGACGAUUUUUACCUGAGCCGGGAUAGUCUCCCCUGAAACCGAUAUGUCGGAUAUCUUAGAGAUAUCCUGAUAUCUAAGGAGCGAUGUUGGGUGCUGUUGAUACCCUCCCCCGGGCAGUGACCUCGUGCCGGUGUCGAUAUCUGUUCGUCUGUUUGCUGGCAUUCGUCGUCACGCAGCUGCUGAUUUUUGGCGCCAUGUUUAACCGGAAGUGUCCGUAUGUCUCUUGGUUAUGGCGGGGGUGUUCCACAAAGAAGCCCCUGUGUCCCCUGAUUUCACCUCACCUCGUUGGUGGAGUGGAGGUUGAGACGUCAGUCCCCGCCUGGCAGACGAUCGAAGAUAACUACCCCAUGCUACAAAAUGGCGGCCGCUACCAGCCGCCCGACUGCGAGGCUCGCCACAGGGUGGCGCUGAUCAUACCCUUCCGAGACCGCGACAUUCACCUCAAAAUUUUCCUGAAUAACAUUCACUCUUUCUUGAUGAGGCAGCAACUCGAUUAUGGAAUAUUUGUCAUUGAUUUAGAGGAGAGUAUCCCGUUCAACAGAGCGCUACUGUUGAAUGUCGGGUUCCUGGAGGCGAGCAAGGUCCACGACUACCAGUGUUUUGUCUUCCACGAUGUCGACCUAAUUCCUGAGAAUGACCACAAUACCUACUCGUGUCCGGAGCAGCCCAGACACAUGUCUGUGGCCAUCGACAAAAUGAAUUACAGACUGCCGUACACGACCAUAUUUGGGGGCGUGUCAGCGAUGACCAAGGAACAGAUGCUGACGGUGAACGGGUACCCCAACAAGUUCUUUGGCUGGGGAGGGGAGGACGACGAAAUGUACAACAGGAUAAAGUACCACAACCUGACCAUCAGCCGGUACACGGGGGACGUGGCCCGCUACAAGAUGCUGGCCCACCGCCGGAAUCAGGAGAAUCCCCGGAGAUUUGAUCUGAUUAAGUCAGAAAAGAGACAGAACCACAGCGACGGACUCAGAUCACUGGAGUACCGGGUCAUUAGCCGAGUCCAGAGGCGGCUCUUCACGUACAUCCGGGUCUCUGUGGACCAGAAACAGCUCGCUAGUAGAUGAAACAAUGGCGGCGAAUCUUCUUGGCUUACACCUGAAGCCUAGCGGAAGCGGAAGUACAUGUAUCUUGGUAUCCCCACCUUUUAUCAAUUUUAUCUGGACAGUAAGUUGACCAACGGAUAAUGCUAGGGGGUUGGUGGAUAGUACCGAUGCGGGGACGCUUGCUGAGCUGUUGCCUCUGAGUCCUGUAGGAAAGAGACUUGAGAAGCAAACGUGUGUUCUCUUGCCACACAAUUCGUUGUCUGGAUCAGUGAAAUCAAUAUGGCGCUACUUUGCGUGACUUUGUCAAUUAUCAAAUUUAUCACGGAAAAGAGUCUGUUUUAUACUUUGUUAGAAAUUAACCAUUUGUUUAACAACAACAUUCCUCUUUUUAAAAUAAAGUACUUUUGAUACAACCUUUUAAAA
This is a messenger RNA of Magallana angulata, 1568 nucleotides long. RefSeq names its product beta-1,4-N-acetylgalactosaminyltransferase bre-4-like. The record is from RefSeq and is a predicted model, not a curated record. NCBI's taxonomy places the organism in Eukaryota, Metazoa, Mollusca, Bivalvia, Ostreida, Ostreidae. Gene Ontology annotation, molecular function: N-acetyl-beta-glucosaminyl-derivative 4-beta-N-acetylgalactosaminyltransferase activity. Gene Ontology annotation, biological process: glycosphingolipid biosynthetic process; carbohydrate metabolic process. Bases 180 to 1166 code for a protein of 328 amino acids. The transcript is spliced from 7 exons.